AUUUUGGUGGACCGGCAGAUAUGGAAGAAAGGACGAUGUAUUUCUUCAUAUGCGAGUUGCUUGAGUUACACGUUCCUUUUUCGACAUUGUCAAAUUUCAGUGUCUUCAUGGGUUCAGCUUAGAAAAGCCAGUGAAGGAGAGAAAAAAUCGCUAUAAAAAAAAAAGACAGAUUCUAUAUAAAUCAGAAAAGCUGGCUUUCUCAAAACUCUUUCAUGUGGCUGAGGAAAGAGGAGGAGGAGAAGAAAGGCAAAGGCUCUUAGCUGCAGAGACACAAGAGCCUUUUGUCGUAAGAACCAUGAACGCCACCGAAGCUAUGAAUCGCAAAGUUAAUGGCAGAGGAGACAAUGAUGUUGAUAUUGAAAUCCCUGACACUGCUCACCAAAUUAGCAGCGAUUCAUGGUUUCAGGUGGCGUUUGUUCUAACGACGGGUAUAAACAGCGCAUAUGUGUUGGGAUAUUCAGGAACAGUAAUGGUUCCUUUAGGUUGGAUUGGUGGUGUGGUUGGUCUUCUUCUCGCUACUGCAAUCUCUCUCUAUGCAAACACUCUUGUAGCCAAGCUUCAUGAGUUUGGUGGCAGGAGACACAUUCGUUAUAGAGACCUUGCUGGCUUCAUCUACGGUAUAAAAAAACACCAAACAACCUCUCUUAUGUUUGUUCUGUUUCUCUCCUCUGUUGUCACACUCGUUGAAUUGUCUUUAUCAGGUAGAAAGGCUUAUCACCUUACAUGGGGAUUGCAGUAUGUUAAUCUUUUCAUGAUUAACUGUGGAUAUAUCAUACUAGCUGGUUCUGCCUUGAAGGCUGUUUAUGUGCUUUUCAGGGAUGAUCAUACCAUCAAACUACCUCAUUGUAUAGCCAUUGCUGGUCUGAUAUGUGCGGUUUUCGCCAUUGGAAUCCCUCAUUUAUCUGCUCUAGGGGUCUGGCUUGCAGUUUCCACCAUCCUCAGCCUCAUCUACAUCGUUGUAGCGAUUGUCCUAUCAGUUAGAGACGGAGUCACAGCACCUGCAAGAGAUUAUGAGAUACAAGGAUCAUCAUUAAACAAAAUUUUUACCAUCACAGGAGCAGCAGCAAACCUGGUUUUUGCAUUCAACACAGGGAUGCUUCCAGAGAUUCAGGCAACAGUGAGACAACCAGUUGUGAAAAACAUGAUGAAGGCUCUAUACUUUCAGUUCACAGCUGGUGUCUUACCAAUGUACGCAGUUACAUUCAUCGGAUACUGGGCUUAUGGAUCCUCAACCUCCACCUAUCUGCUCAACAGUGUUAACGGCCCACUCUGGGUCAAAGCCCUUGCUAACAUCUCAGCUAUACUUCAAUCUGUUAUCUCUUUACAUAUAUUUGCUAGUCCAACAUAUGAGUACAUGGACACAAGGUUUGGGAUAAAAGGAAACCCAUUAGCUAUAAAGAAUUUAUUGUUCAGGAUCAUGGCUAGAGGAGGGUACAUUGCGGUUAGCACGCUUAUCUCAGCACUCUUGCCGUUCCUUGGGGACUUCAUGAGUCUCACUGGUGCAGUGAGCACAUUCCCUCUUACAUUCAUUCUGGCUAACCACAUGUACUAUAAGGCUAUGAACAAUAAGCUUAGUCCUGUGCAAAAGCUAUGGCAUUGGCUUAAUGUUGUCUUUUUCAGUUUGAUGUCUGCUGCUGCUGCUAUUGCAGCUGUUAGACUCAUUGCCCUUGACUCUAAGAACUUCCAUGUUUUUGCAGAUCUGUAA
Molecule: messenger RNA, 1705 nt
Organism: Eruca vesicaria subsp. sativa (arugula)
Lineage: Eukaryota; Viridiplantae; Streptophyta; Magnoliopsida; Brassicales; Brassicaceae
Source: the annotation of a GenBank genome assembly